This is a messenger RNA of Gekko japonicus, 1961 nucleotides long. RefSeq names its product KDEL endoplasmic reticulum protein retention receptor 1 (gene KDELR1). Gene Ontology annotation, molecular function: ER lumen protein retrieval receptor activity. Bases 223 to 861 code for a protein of 212 amino acids. Gene Ontology annotation, cellular component: endoplasmic reticulum; cis-Golgi network; membrane. Gene Ontology annotation, biological process: endoplasmic reticulum to Golgi vesicle-mediated transport; protein retention in ER lumen. Lineage: Eukaryota; Metazoa; Chordata; Lepidosauria; Squamata; Gekkonidae. The transcript has 5 exons. The record is from RefSeq and is a predicted model, not a curated record.
UGGGGCCUUCCUUCCCAGACAUCCUCCUUAGGCUUACGGACACACCGCACAGCUUGAUUUGGAUCAAAAAGGAGAAAACCAAAAUUAAGGAUUCCCUCGCACGCUACCCCGUCCAUCCACCGGGGAUCUGCUCCUUUCCGGACCGCCGCCGUUUCCCACUCUUUCUGCAGAUUUCCCACUGGGAAGUUAAAGCAAGCCUCUCUACUAAACGCCCGGAAAACGAUGAAUAUAUUCCGCUUCCUAGGAGACAUAUCUCAUCUAUUAGCUAUAAUCAUCUUGCUGUUGAAGAUCUGGAAGACGAGAUCAUGUGCUGGGAUUUCUGGAAAGAGCCAAGUUCUCUUUGCCAUUGUCUUCACCACUCGGUACCUAGAUCUAUUUACCAACUACAUCUCCUUGUACAACACAUCCAUGAAGGUGGUUUACAUUGCGUGCUCUUAUGCCACAGUGUGGAUGAUCUAUAGCAAAUUCAAAGCCACCUACGAUGGCAACCAUGAUACUUUUCGGGUGGAGUUUCUGGUUAUUCCCACAGCAGUGUUAGCCUUCCUAGUGAACCAUGAUUUCACUCCCCUAGAGAUUCUCUGGACGUUCUCCAUCUACCUGGAGUCAGUGGCUAUCUUGCCACAACUCUUCAUGGUUAGUAAGACGGGUGAGGCAGAGACCAUCACAAGUCACUAUCUCUUCGCCUUGGGUGUCUACCGCACUCUCUAUCUGUUCAACUGGAUCUGGCGUUAUCAGUUUGAGGGCUUCUUUGACCUAAUUGCCAUUGUGGCUGGCUUGGUGCAAACUGUACUCUAUUGUGAUUUCUUCUACCUCUACAUUACAAAAGUUCUAAAGGGCAAGAAACUGAGUUUGCCAGCAUAGUACUGAGACCACGACAAAAUCCUUUGAUCGAGGAAGAGGAUGAAGGGAAUCAUCACAGGAAGUUAAAAACAUGCAGUUCUGAUUUUUUAAAAACAAUGAACCACCAUGUUAGUCACAUGCUGGUCUGUUCUUGACCGUGAACUUUUAUCUAAGGGAGUGUGAUUUGGGACAAAACAAUGAUGGUCCUUUUGUUCAAGAGACUGAUACAGAUGGGGGUGAGACGGGAUAUGAAUUUAGUGUAUAGAUUUCUCAAAACUUUUUGAUCAUUCUGUUCCUCCCUUUCUGUUGCUCUUGGCUCUUCUUAUUUUGUUGAUGAACCAGCACAGGUAGGAAAUACACUUUUUUCUUUUCUUUUUAAAGAAAACUGGGCAUCUUCUCUCACUUUGGAUUCAUGUUUUGGAUCUUAUGCUGACAACGGCUAAGAAAUCUUUUUCUUUUUGCAAGGGGCCUAAUGCUAUUUGAAUAACCAGCUGGAAACACAAAUUUGAUCUCAGAUUCCUUCAGGCAGUGGUUUUUGGAGUCUCACUUUCUUAAAAGAGUAGUUGGACAAGUGAAGAUCUGCUCCUUUAAGCAUUGUCUCUUAAUCCUGAAUCCUGUACAUUUGAUGAUUAUUUCCUCAUCCACUUGAAAUAGAAAAAUAAACAAACUACCCCCUUCUCCACUAAUUAGUGCCUUUGUGGGAGGGAUGGGAAUUUAAAUAAAAAUAAUUUUUUGUUGCCUGCUUGUAUUGUCAUCUUUGUGCUUCUCUGUUCAGUGUGGUUGUUUGUAUUUCCCAUGCUAAUCUUUCAUACUGUGGUUGUUUUGAUUUCGAUUAGAAUUGUGUCUGCGUUUCAUUUGUGACUUCUUUUACAUGAGAUGCUUGUGUUGAGACAGUAAACAUUUUCUGUGGCUGCCACAGUUAUGUGAUUCUGACACCACCUGACAGCAACAUUAUGUCUUAGCAAAUAAUACAUUUGUGUGUGUUUUUACAUGACACUAAAAAGCCUGUCCAAGAGCAAGUCAUGUCAUCUGUGGGUGUUGCCCAUGUGAGAUGGAAUAUGGAAUAUACUGAAAAGAAACACUUUCUAGGCUACCGAUUUAUGGCACAAUCCUAUUUGUAG